This is a messenger RNA of Scheffersomyces coipomensis, 1883 nucleotides long. It is a transcript of the gene RIM11, whose product is annotated as serine/threonine protein kinase. NCBI's taxonomy places the organism in Eukaryota, Fungi, Ascomycota, Pichiomycetes, Serinales, Debaryomycetaceae. The record is from RefSeq and is a predicted model, not a curated record. Gene Ontology annotation, biological process: signal transduction; protein phosphorylation. Gene Ontology annotation, cellular component: cytoplasm. The coding region runs from base 98 to 1597 and encodes 499 amino acids. Gene Ontology annotation, molecular function: protein serine/threonine/tyrosine kinase activity; ATP binding; protein serine/threonine kinase activity. The transcript has 2 exons.
UAAAAUUAGACAUAAUUCAUAUAUCAAUAAUAAUUAUACUCAUUUACAAGAUCAAAAAAAGAGAAGUAAUUCCAUCACUAAUAAAUUCUUCACCUUUAUGAAGGGGUCAAAUGGUAAUAGUACAUCAUCACAAUCAAUGCUGCAAUCGAAUUCAUUAAAUAAUCAUCAUCAUCAUAAUAAUCAAGUAGGAGAGAAUGAAAUAGAGGAUGAUGGAUUGAUUCAUCCUUUAAAAAAAUCCUUCAGUUAUGAUCAAACAAAAUCAACCAUGACUCAAACAAGACAAAAUUUAAAGAGUAAAUUUAAUAAAUUCAAGAUUCCUGAUUCAAAAUAUAAUAGAUCAAGUGAUUUUAUCGAAGUUAUAACUGAAAAUGUCACCAAUGGUCAUACCGGAACCAUCGAAACCAUUCAAUAUACUCAAUCUCAAAUGGUGGGUCAUGGUUCAUUUGGGGUAGUGUUUCAAACUCAAAUCUUACCUACUAAUGAAUUAGCUGCCAUGAAACGAGUUUUACAAGAUAAACGAUUUAAAAAUCGUGAAUUACAAAUUAUGAAAUUGGUUCAUCAUCGAAAUAUAACUGAUUUAAAAUAUUAUUUCUAUACUAAUAAUGAUAAAAAUGAAUUAUAUUUGAAUUUAAUUUUGGAAUUUGUCCCCGAAACUCUUUAUAAAGCAAGUCAUUAUUAUGUGGCCAAACGAUUAUCAAUGCCUCCAUUGGAAGUUAAAUUAUAUACUUAUCAAAUGUUCAGAGCUUUAAAUUAUAUUCAUUCUCAAGGUAUUUGUCAUCGUGAUAUAAAACCUCAAAAUUUAUUAAUUAAUCCUGAAACUGGUGAAUUAAAAUUAUGUGAUUUUGGUUCUGCAAAAAUUUUAAAUCCAAAUGAACCAAAUGUUUCUUAUAUUUGUUCAAGAUAUUAUCGUGCUCCUGAAUUAAUCUUUGGUGCUACCAAUUAUACCACUAAGAUUGAUGUUUGGUCAGCCGGUUGUGUAAUGGCAGAACUAAUUUUAGGUCAACCUUUAUUUCCAGGUGAAUCCGGUAUUGAUCAAUUAGUUGAAAUUAUUAAAAUUUUAGGUACUCCAUCUAAAGAUCAAAUUGAAAAAAUGAAUCCAAAUUAUAUGGAACAUAAAUUUCCUCAAAUUAAACCAAUGCCAUUACAAAAAAUCUUUAAAAAGAUGUCAUUGGAUUGUAUACAAUUUUUAAUUUUAAUUUUACAAUAUUCACCAAUUGAAAGAAUAUCUUGUAUAGAAGCAUUAAUUAAUCCAUAUUUUGAUGAAUUAAGAAAUCCUCAAAUUAAAUUACCAAAUUAUAGAAAAAUCUUUAGUCAACAAUUCCAUCAUCAUAAUUCCAUAACAAAUAAUUCAACUUCAACUGCGGCAGUAAGUUCAAAUAAUGCUCAAUAUCAAAUUUAUUCAAAUCAACCGGAUUUAAGAGAUUUACCUCCAUUAUUUGAUUUUAAUGAUCGUGAAUUAUCAGUGGCUCCUCAAUUGAAUUAUAAAUUGAUUCCAUCUUGGAUUAAUAUAAAUCAAUUAGAGUUAUCUCAAAAUAUAACAUCAUUUGAUCAAUUUGUUCCUUUGACAACUGAAGAAUUAAAAGUAACCUUGGAUUGAACAAACUCCCCUCCUCCUCACUUAUUAUUAUUAUUAUUGUCAAAAUUAAAAAAUGAACAUACAGAAUUUAAAAAAUAUCAAACAAAGUGUAUUAAAAUAAAAAGGAUUUGCAUAAAGUAUGUGCUUAAGUAUAUACAUAUCAUCAUCAUCAAUAACUAAAGAGACUGUUAUUUGUUUUCAUCAUUGUAUUUUCUUCUUCUUUUCUUCCUAAUUGUUAUUACCACUACAACCCUUACAACUUUACAACUUACUAUUCCGUUUUUUAUUAUUCUUUAUUAUUAUUAUU